AUGAAUGCAUUAAGUUCUCUUUCCCAAUAUUGUGUUAAUGAUAAUGGGUGUAUUAAUUUACCUUUCAGCCAUGCAGUUGAAACAUAUAUUAACUCUUUGCUGCUAUUAACCAACUGCAAGCUUAAAAAACAAAGCAGACUUUAUAAGACAGUUUUAGGACAAAAUAAAUCAACAAAUAGGUUGGAUGAUAUACUUGAACUUACGGAGAAGGGCUGCACACAUAGACCACUAUACAUUCCUGUGGCAUUACAACCAAAAGUGGCGAGAAUAAAUCUUAGUCUCCAAUCCCAUGACCAUGCAAUUGCAGCACAUCAUGCAUACCGCAGUACUGGAGCAGAAAUUGCACUAAAAUUAUUAGCACCAUAUAAUAAUAUGAGUGCAACUCAUCUUAAAUAUGUGUGUGAAACUGAUAAAAAUGGAAAAUAUGAUCUAAAUAAUGAAAAAGCCCCUGUACUCUCUAUGGUUAUUAAGGAUGAAGCUAGAUAUGGAUCAUCAUUAGCAUUUGGUCUUAGUGAAAAAGAAAAUCAUCAUACAAUAUAA
Molecule: messenger RNA, 540 nt
Organism: Cetraspora pellucida
Lineage: Eukaryota; Fungi; Glomeromycota; Glomeromycetes; Diversisporales; Gigasporaceae
Source: the annotation of a GenBank genome assembly